AUGGUUUCCCAACCAGAUCAGCCCCCCUCAGGCUCUACCACAGCUCUCAACACUUCCUCCUCUCGUCGGGGCCACCAGUAUUCCGCGUCCGUCGUUUCGCGACCAUCGCUCUCUCGCACGAAGCGAUACAAUCGUUCCCACACUGGCGGUGCUUCCUUCGUUCCUCAAAAUGAGUUUCCAGUUUUUGCCCACAGCGGCGACGUCGAGAUUCUUAUCCGCGUCGGCGUGGGCGCAGAUGCCACCGAGAAUCGCUACCUCUUACAUCGUCAUACCUUGACCAGAUGUAGCGGUUUCUUUGAAGCGAGCACCUCCAUGGAGUGGUCCAAGGCGCGCCCGUUACUCGCCGCAGGGAAUGAACUAGCUAGUAUCGGUGAGGAACCGACGACUACCAUGGACAGCAGUGAGAUGGACCGGUUUGCUGUUAGUGGUGUGACAACUCCAAAACGCAGGUGGCGGUAUGAGCUCGAUCCUGGUGCCGGUGAUGGCGAUAUUCCCAUGCUGGUGCAAAAGGACGAGUCAACACCAGCAGCAGAUUCGCAGCCACCGUAUCCGUCGUUAUUUGGUCCCGGCUCUGGGCCCAACACCAAAUCGAGCUCACGUUCCAAACAUACAAACCACGUCUCUUUCUCACGCUCCGUCGCCAACCUGGCCAUAACGCCCAGCCUCUCGCAGUCAGAAGAAGAUCUCAUGCGCGACUACGAUAAUCUGUUUCGCAUCUUUUACAACUAUCCCCCUGUGCUAGAUGGCAUCAAUGUCGCAGAUGCCUAUGUCCAGUGUAAGUCGCUCUUGGCUUUGGCCGAUCAGUACGAUGCUCUGGCUGUCGUUGGACCCCGAGUCGACCAUCAUUUGCUUCAGUUUCAAUCCCGAUUAUGGAAACAAAUCGCCAAAUACCCCAUUUCGUACCUUCGCCUUGGUUAUUUGGCACGAAGCAAGGUCAUCUUCCAGGAGGCCCUGAUUCAUGUUGUUGGUCAAUGGCCCGUCGGUGAACGCAGCAUCCGUGCUGCCCUUCCUGACAUUGUCCUCGACAUUAUCGAGGACAAAGUAGACGAGCUCGAGGAAAUCAUCAGUCGAGUGGAAGGUCGCCUUUUCCGACUCACGCUGACCAACGCCAAAGGAGAGCGCGUCACUCCCGGAAACAACUACCUGGAUUGGCUGGUGGUUAGCCUCUUCCGACAAUGGCUUGCAGACAACACCUCUCCUCAGCCAUCACCGGACCGGCAUAGCAACAGCCGCAAUGCCAACAACCCGCCAGUUCCUCCGCCACCAGUUCCGCCCCUGACUUCCAUCGGACGAGCCUACCGAACGCUUGGGUCUGCCAACUCAAACGCAUUCCUGAACCACGAGGACUGCAAGAAGUUUCUUAAAUUAACUCCGGAGUUGUACAGUCGCGAUAACCUACGCCGCUUCGACAAGCGCAUGGAUGAAAUGAAGACCAUGGCACGAGACCUGGUUCGCCCCCUUCUCGGCAGCGGUCUGGAGCUAGACAUGGCUGGCUCCAGUAGAACAUCAGAUGGAAUCAGCUAUCUGACCUGCACGGCAGUCGGGAGCCGUGAUCUCCCAUGGCCUGUGGACGGAUAA
This is a messenger RNA of Pochonia chlamydosporia 170, 1578 nucleotides long. RefSeq lists its product as hypothetical. The coding region runs from base 1 to 1578 and encodes 525 amino acids. The record is from RefSeq and is a predicted model, not a curated record. The transcript has a single exon. Lineage: Eukaryota; Fungi; Ascomycota; Sordariomycetes; Hypocreales; Clavicipitaceae.